AAAACAAAUAGAGAAAAGUGCAAAAAUUGAACAAAAUUAAUUCGACCAAUUGCAAUGUAUUUUUAUUGUAUAUUGAUUCUCCCCUUUAAUGUGUUUAACCCGUGAUCGACCCUUUUCAUUAUACAACCCCAUGCAACAUAAACGUCCGACAGUGUGAACAUCACCUACACUGCGAAUAUAUAACAGCUAAAGCAAACUUGUAGAUACAUUUAUGAGUGCUAAUAAAGUGUCAACUCUGUUAGUUGUGUGAUAGUGUGAAUAAUGAUAAAAAUGUGAAGUAAAGUAUUGUACCGCAAAUAAAAGGAAAACCAGGAAGUAUUGCACCAGCUUGCCCCACUUUGAAUUUAUCACCUUUAGUAUAAAAGCCGCACAAUGAAUACCAGUGAGGACUAUUUAUCGAUGGACCCGUCGGAGAAGAUAUCUCAGGUGUUAGAUCAGCAGGAAAAUAACACAAUGAGCCCUCAAACACACCCAACAGUGAAAGAGUAUUAUGAAAACAUGACUGCCUUCCUCAGCCUGGCCAUCUUCAUAGCCAGUCUGCUGACCAUCCUCAACAUCUGCAUCUUCUCCACGACAGUCUCACGGCUGCGUCGUCACCUGAACAAGCCGCUUUUGAGGCCCUCGAUUAUGAUGGUCGGCCUGUAUCCGAUUAUCUCGGUGGCUGCUUUGGUUACCAUUCUGGUGCCCUACUCCUGGUUCAUCUGCCACACGGUGAUGCACGUGAUGUUCAUGGUCGGAGGACCUGUGUUCCGCACCCUGCUCUUCCGGUACGUAGGCUCUGAGCAGAAUUAUGUGAAGGAGUCGGGCGGAGAGGCGGUCCAGCUUAAUACACCGCCCUGUUGUUGCUGCUGCCUCUGCCUGCCCAUGGUGAUUCCCACCAAGGCUAAGCUCUGCAUCUCUAGAUACAUGGUCUGGCAGAUGCCCUUUUGGCAGGGAUCCAUCAUGCUGGUCAUGAACAUCCUGUACUACCGGGACGUUCAACUAUACCGCCAGGUCAUGUACUUUUUCAUCCCCUUCAUCAUCUGCUCGAUUGUCAUGGGAGUUUGGUCCCUUCAAAUCACCGUGCGGAUGAUCACAAAACUUCACGGGGAUUAUCAGCUGAGGAAGAAGAUGUUCUGCCUCCAGUUGGUGGUGAUGCUAUGCAAGUUGCAGUAUUUGAUCCUUUACGAUCAGUUGGAUGGCAUCAAGAUGGGCGGGGAGUAUCCCAUCAAUCACACCAUCUACAAGCAAACCAUCAUCAACAUUCUGAUCUUAGUGGAAAUGGUAUUGGUGUCCAUGAUGGCUCAGAGUGCUUAUCGUAUGCCCAUUCAGGUUCAAAUUGAUGAGGUGAAUAAAGAAAAGGAAGUCACUCGGAUUUGAGUGAUUUUUUGGCUGAUGGAAAGUUAGUAGAAACUAGAAAGAAUUGUGAUAAAUUUAAUAAAGAAAAUUUAGUUAAAUUUAAAGAAACAGAA
Molecule: messenger RNA, 1451 nt
Organism: Drosophila rhopaloa
Lineage: Eukaryota; Metazoa; Arthropoda; Insecta; Diptera; Drosophilidae
Product: organic solute transporter alpha-like protein
Exons: 6
Coding region: 373-1359 (328 amino acids)
Biological process (GO): transport
Molecular function (GO): transporter activity
Source: RefSeq, a predicted model, not a curated record